Messenger RNA from Nylanderia fulva, 963 nucleotides. It is a transcript of the gene SdhD, whose product is annotated as succinate dehydrogenase, subunit D. The record is from RefSeq and is a predicted model, not a curated record. Lineage: Eukaryota; Metazoa; Arthropoda; Insecta; Hymenoptera; Formicidae. Gene Ontology annotation, biological process: mitochondrial electron transport, succinate to ubiquinone; tricarboxylic acid cycle. Gene Ontology annotation, molecular function: ubiquinone binding; heme binding. Gene Ontology annotation, cellular component: respiratory chain complex II (succinate dehydrogenase); membrane; mitochondrial envelope.
GUUUUUACUGUUUCAAGUGUAGGUAGAGAGUGCACAAAGCGCAGCAAAAAUAUGUUUGCGAAUCGAAGCUUAUUUCUGUUCUAUUCCGAAAAUAAAUAUAUAUAUGUAUGAAUUAAAAUUCUUUUUUCUCUAAAAAAUUUGCUUUCGUUCUAGCAGACGCAAAUUGUUUCGAAUAAAAAUUGAUUGUUUGAACGCUUGUCUCUUAUCUCUUGAUUCGAAUUAACGUCAAACUCGAUACGAGCAAUUUUGACAAGAUGAAUUUAGGAAGAGUAGCUAACAUUAAUAUCUUUCGUAAAGUUCGACAGCUCGAGACAUUGGUAAAACCUAGUGGGUUACUCCAGGUAUGCAGAUGCAAUCCAGUGCACUUCCCCAAAUCCACUUCAAGUCUUGCAAAUCUGAACCGUGGCAUAACGCCUAUAGCAAAUAAAUAUCCAACAUGCCGUAUCUUGUCCAAGUUGCCUGUGCAAUCAACAGUCAGCGUGACUCAAACUCGUGCAGCAAGCGCCCAUGGUGACCAUGUACGCUUGUGGUUGAUAGAAAGGAUGGUGUCUGCAUCCUUCUUGUCGCUAAUACCUGCUGCUCUGCUCUUUGAAAGUAAAUUUAUCGAUGUAUUAUUAGCAGCUGCUGUCGUCAUGCACACACAUUGGGGAUUGGAGGCUAUCAUACUCGAUUAUGCACGGCCCAUUGUAGUAGGCACAUUAGUUCCAAAAGUGUCGUUCCUCCUGUUAAAUCUACUCUCCGCUGCAACUCUCGCUGGUCUGCUUCUGCUAAUUUACAACGGUCCUGGUCUCACAAAGAUCAUUAAAAGUGGCUGGGCAAUAGGUAAAGACAGAGAAAGACAGAAAUCCAAUUAGAUGUUAUCACUAAAAUACAGAAAUAAUUGUUUGCGUUAGUAUAUGAAGAACUUUUUAAGGGAUGGUAGCUUGUAAAUUAUUCGGGAAUAAAUUAUUUACUGUGACAAUA